AUGCAGCUGGAUCCCUCAACUAGCUCAUCCAUUCCCUCUGAAAUAACUCUGCAAGCAGAGGUUAUUACCUACAUGGACAGUGAUUUGUUCAAAGCCGCAGAAAAUGGUGACAUGGAACUAUUUAAUAAGUAUCAAGGUGGUCUUCAUUGCCUGGUUGACGGAAGGCAAAACACAGCGCUCCAUAUUUACUGCAGAACCGGAGGACGACUGGUAGUCAAAAUUGAUAAACGGUUUCUGUUUUUUCGGAAAAGGAGAUUUGAAAGAGAGUUCUCCAUUAACUUUGUUAAGCAACUUAUCGACGAGUGCCCAUCACUGCUACUGCAACCCAAUGCCAAAGGAGAAAUCCCAUUGCACGUAGCAGUUAGACACGGUCAUUCUGAUAUAAUCAAAUUCCUUAUUGAACGCGCCAAAGACCUGGAAGCAACCAGGAUGAAGCAGAUGCUGGAAAUGGCGGAUAAGGAGGGAAACACUGCUUUGCAUAAGGCAGCUGAAAGUGCUGACCAUGUAGUGGUGCGACUGCUGGUAAAGGAAUUAGAUCCUGACUUUUCAUCCUCCGCUAAUAAAAGCGGUGAGACUCCAAUCUACAUAGCUACCGUAAGAAGAAGCAAUCUUUUGGUGGCUGGGAUAUUGGAUAAUUGCAAGUCAAUGGACUGUGGCGGCCCUGAUGGUAGAACUGCUUUGCAUGCAGCAACCAUGGCCAUAAAUAAAGAAUCAGCGAGGAUAAUAAUAGAGGCACAAAAGCAUUUAACAAAAGAAACUGAUGACAAAGGGCGGACUCCACUUCACUAUGCCGCCCAUUUGGGUCUCCGUUCAAUUGUGCAACUGUUGUUAAAAGCCGAUCCAUCUACUGCUUAUAUAACUGAUAAAGAGAGAGGGACGACGGCUCUUCAUAUGGCAGCUUGGAGUGGCCGCACAGGCAUAAUGGAAGACAUUAUCUCCUACUGCCCAGGUUGUUGUGAAAUUGUGGACAAAAGAGGAUGGAAUUUUCUUCACUUUGCAGUCGUUUCUUUAAGACCGGGAAAAUUGAAGAGAUUCUUAUUUGAUGAUAACAAUAAGAUUAAGGAUUUACCAGUUAGAAAUCUUAUAGAUGAAAGGGAUAUCAACGGGAACACGCCUUACCAUGUCCCGCGUUUGAGGAAAUCUUACAGUGCUAGAUAUUUUGGAAAAGUUAUUCGUAUUUUUAAACAUCAUGGAUCUGAAGGAAGUUUCUACCUAUAUUCAAGUACAGAAUCGAAGAUUAUGGAAUUUAUGAAAGAUAUAGCUAAUAAUGCAGAAGUGGCGGGGAAACCGGUUCACCGCAACUUCCGUGAGAUUGUGAAGGAGGUGGAGAAGGAGGAUAUUCCCGAACACGAAAUUGAACAAAAAGCUAGGGAGAACCAUUUACUGGUGGCAACGCUUGUAGCAACCGUAACAUUUGCCGCAGCAUUCACAGUACCUGGUGGAAACAAGAGUGAGCAAGGCACUGCGACCUUGAGUCGUGACUCGGCUUUUCAAGCCUUCAUUAUAACAGAUACCCUGGCAUUUGUUUCUUCUCUUUUAGCCAUCUUCCUUCACUUUUUCUUAGUGCUUUCUCCUGGGAAAAAACACUAUUUCCUAUUUCGUUUGCAAUGUCUGGCGGAUUGGUUAACUGUUUUGGCAAUGCCAGCGAUGGUGGUUGCUUUCAGCACUGGUACUUACGCAGUGUUGCAAUCUUCCUUGGGGUUUGCUAUCGCCACUUGUUCCCUUGGCCUCAUGUUCUUUCCCGCUCUGCUCACGAUCUUCAACUCUUUCUUAGGGGCAAGGCCCUUUAGGUCGUUAUUAUCAACUGCCCCUGAGCAAGGAGUGAGCACAAGUGAUGGCUUCGGACAAACAAUCACCGUCGCCAGUGGUGAAGCAAGGAACCAAGGAAUAACUGAUGCUAGGUCUGUGUCUUGCUAUCUUGGGAGAGUGAGAGAGGGAAAGAGAAACAUAUGA
Messenger RNA from Durio zibethinus, 1953 nucleotides. Its product is annotated as protein ACCELERATED CELL DEATH 6-like. Gene Ontology annotation, cellular component: plasma membrane. The record is from RefSeq and is a predicted model, not a curated record. NCBI's taxonomy places the organism in Eukaryota, Viridiplantae, Streptophyta, Magnoliopsida, Malvales, Malvaceae. Gene Ontology annotation, molecular function: protein binding.